Molecule: messenger RNA, 1242 nt
Organism: Huiozyma naganishii CBS 8797
Lineage: Eukaryota; Fungi; Ascomycota; Saccharomycetes; Saccharomycetales; Saccharomycetaceae
Gene: VCX1
Product: Vcx1p
Exons: 1
Coding region: 1-1242 (413 amino acids)
Biological process (GO): calcium ion transmembrane transport; intracellular calcium ion homeostasis
Cellular component (GO): fungal-type vacuole membrane
Molecular function (GO): calcium:proton antiporter activity
Source: RefSeq, a predicted model, not a curated record
AUGAUGGAUUCCCAUACGCCUUUGUUGUCCAGCGAUGACCGCCAUCCAAACUUGCAGUUGACAAGUAAGUUCCAAUCGUUUAAAGAUGAUACAAGACAUGUUAUCAUGUCCUCACCAUUGAAUGUUUUACUCGUUUUUGUGCCAAUUGGUAUCAUUUGGGGCUACUUUGAAUUCUCACACGUGUGGACAUUUAUCUUCAACUUUGCUGCUAUUAUUCCACUCGCGGCCAUCCUGGCCUAUGCUACCGAAGAACUGGCUGACAAAGCCGGUAGCACUGUUGGUGGUCUUUUGAAUGCUACUCUUGGGAAUGCAGUUGAACUUAUUGUGUCCAUCAUUGCCCUGAAAGAGGGCCAAGUUAGAAUAGUCCAGGCUUCCAUGCUUGGUAGUCUGUUAUCCAAUUUGUUGCUGGUCCUUGGGUUCUGUUUUGUGUUUGGUGGCUACAACAGAGUUCAACAAACAUUUAACCAAACUGCUGCACAAACCAUGUCCUCUCUAUUGGCCAUCUCAUGCGCUUCUCUGUUGAUCCCUGCUGCCUUUAAAGCUACUCUACCAGAGGGGAAAGAGGACGAUUUGAUCAACAGCAAGAUUCUUUCUUUGUCAAGAGGUACAUCCCUGGUUUUACUGGUCGUCUACAUUCUAUUUCUGUUUUUCCAAUUGCACACUCAUCACACUAUUUUCGAAGAGCAAAUGGAGGAAACUGACGAAGUAAUGAGUCAGCUAUCUGCCAAGCCAUCGCACUCAUUGAGUAUCAAGUCUUCAUUAGGGUUUUUGUUUGUUUCUACUGUUUUGAUCUCUAUCUGUGCCGAUUACCUAGUCGGGACGAUUGACAACGUUGUUGCGUCGACCGGGUUGUCUAAGACAUUUAUUGGUUUGAUAAUCAUCCCAAUUGUGGGCAAUGCCGCCGAACAUGUCACCUCCGUGAUGGUUGCAAUCAAAGACAAAAUGGACUUAGCACUGGGUGUUGCCAUUGGGUCUUCGCUACAGAUUGCACUAUUCGUUACGCCAUUUUUGGUCCUACUAGGUUGGUUUAUUGACGUACCCAUGACAUUAAACUUUUCGACCUUCGAAACUGCCACUCUUUUCAUCGCCGUCUUUUUGUCCAACUACUUGAUUCUGGACGGUGAAUCGAACUGGCUUGAAGGUGUUAUGUCCUUGGCCAUGUAUCUGUUGAUUGCCAUGGCGUUCUUCUACUAUCCAGACAUUGAAGCACUUGAGGCUAUCGGAGAUGCUGCAAAGAUGUGA